AUUGUACCACGAUCAAAGAAGGAUUUAUAUCGGAGAGAUGGCCGGUUACGCGGUCGUGCGCAAAAAAUUUUGCUGAUCCUCGCUGCAUUCGGAGGAUCCUGCGCUGUGCAUGACCAUCAGCGGAAAGAAAUUUGUCGAAGCCGCCUCUGGUGAUCCGCGGAAACACUGGACGGAAGUGAGAGAAGAAAUACGUUUGAAACGAAUACCAUAGUCGUUUGAGAAAUGAGAUCGUACGACGGCGAGAGCAGUUCCACGGAGGACGACGAUAGAAGAGAGGGUCUUCCUGAGGCGCAUUUGCAGCAAGGUUCCUGGCAACGUUCGGCUUCGCAUCCUACAUGGGCUUGGGAACAUCGUACCGCUCAUCCAUUACCACCACAAUCAACAGCAUCGCUCGAGUCUAUGUAUUCAGUACCGGGAGCAUCUCACGCUAGUGUUUCCGCUCCUCCAGCUAGUUACUCGUCGGAACACCCUCAGAGUGCACCUGGUAGAAGGACUCCCUUGGGUGCCGUCGGCCUCGGUGGUUUCUAUUUUCAGCAGCAGCCCCAACCGCAUGCUUCAUCGAGUGCUCUUUCCGAUGAAAAUAGACCAGAUCAAGAAAGACCCGGGGCAUCGAGAUUGAACUGCCCGCCAAAAUCAAAAACUACUCGUCAAGGGAAAAGCAUGCGAUUGAACAUUAACGCCAGAGAACGUAGAAGAAUGCACGAUUUGAACGAUGCACUUGACGAACUUCGAUCCGUGAUUCCUUACGCCCAUAGUCCGUCCGUAAGAAAAUUGUCCAAGAUUGCAACCCUCCUCUUGGCGAAAAAUUAUAUUCUCAUGCAAGGGAAUGCUUUGGAGGAACUGAGAAGAGUAAUAGCGGUUUUACAGUCGCCACACGCUCACACCACUGCAUUACCACCCACACCUGUUUCCUACGAUUUGUUGCAUGGGUUCCCAGGCAAAUUGUUCCAAGGUGUGCAGGAUAUGCAAGGACUUCCUACGACAGACCCCCAAAGCGUCACAGCAGGUGGACCUCCGACAGAUGGUACUGUAGCCAGUGGAGAAUCGAAUUAAAGAUUCGAGCCUUUGUUUCUUCGACUAGAUGUAGAAUCGAAUCAAAUGUUAAAAAAUGUGACGAGCGUUGGGAGAAGCGUUAGAAGUAUUAAAGGAUUUCUUACUAUACGAUUUACAAAAUAAAGGAAGAAUAGGUAGACGGUAUUACUUUUAGUGUGGAUACCGAUUUUUAUGAAUAUAUUGCGGGAAUAUUUAAUGACACGCAACACGAUUAAUCUUCCAGAGGACAGAAUCUGAUAGAUUCGAUUUUAACAUUAAGUCUAUAGUACAUUCCUAGUCUGUAAGUUUCGAACGCGAGACUAUUUGUUGAUAUACAAUGAAAGUAUUAGAAGGAGAAGUAUUAAGGGGGCGACGUACACUGUUACGAGUUCGAUAAACACUGAAGUCAAUACUAGUACUUACGGUUGAUGCUCCUAAGAUGAAAGUUUAUGAAAGUACUAUCAAUUAAUAAUUAAAAGUAAUUACUUUACGGGCUACGAUUAUACUAACAUGAGCAAUAAAUGACAGCAUAUUUCUGUCUCUGGUGAAGCGGAAAUCGAUUUAUAACGAGAAAAAGAAAUAACAAUCUUAGAUGAUUUUUUCUUGUAUACUUUCUGUUUCAUUUUUAAGAUAUUAGAUAUUAACUGCCAGAGAGAGAAAUGAUGUAAGGAUGAGGAAUACAAUUUCCAAAUCCCGUCCGGUAACGCGAUAGUCAAUAUAGCAUGUGAUACAUGUCGAGAUAUUAUAAAUAUAUAUAUUAUAUUCUAGUCAUACACGCGUACAGAUCUUAAAUAUUCAUAUACAUAUUAUAUAUAUAUAUAGAUAUAUAUAUUUAAUAAUUCGAAUUGAGCCAUCGAUUGUAUAACUUAUUUAUAUACAUAAUGCGUUUAUUAAGAGUUUACUACGAUGUGCCAAGAAUAUAUCCAUCUUUUGCGGGAAUAAUCGAACGCGAGGUUCUAUACGAAGAACGGAAGUAUUCCUAGUCAAUAGCAAUGAUCCCUUAAAUUAUUGAACCUUAUCUCUGGAAGCUUCCGUCCUUCGAUAGAUUCAGAUAGAAUGUUGUAAAAAAAUUUUUAAAUGCCGUUAAAUGGCAAGCAAUAAGGACUAUUAUUAUAUUAUUCCUGAUAUGAUAUGUGGAAUUCUUGAUGACAUUGGUCGUUAAAUUAACAAUAAAAGUGUGCAAACGCAACGCUGACGACGAAAACAGACAAAGAUGUUUGUUGUAGAGUGUAGAUAUAACUGUUUAGUGCUCGAAUAAAAUCUAUUUAAGAAA
Bombus pascuorum is the source of this 2305-nucleotide messenger RNA. It is a transcript of the gene Oli, whose product is annotated as class E basic helix-loop-helix protein 23. The coding region runs from base 223 to 1053 and encodes 276 amino acids. The record is from RefSeq and is a predicted model, not a curated record. Gene Ontology annotation, molecular function: protein dimerization activity. The transcript has 5 exons. NCBI's taxonomy places the organism in Eukaryota, Metazoa, Arthropoda, Insecta, Hymenoptera, Apidae.